AUGUUUCUUGCUAUCCUCCAGAAAGCUACCCAAGUUGGUCUCGACUUGUCUUCCAGAGCCUGGUUGGCGUGCGGGGGGGACGGCAAGUCCAAGAUAGACACCUCCUCACACCACCGGUCUGCGACCCUGCAAAAGGACCGCCCGGGCCGUAUCGCAAUUGAUUACACCAUCGACGACACCCAACCACCACCGGUACUCGGGGACCCGGUACCUACCAUGUCAGCUAAAGAUGGUGGAGGGGAUUCCAAGCUGUUUGCUCGAGGCAAAGUGGCCGAGCUGCGCCUCGAGCUGAACAGCGGCGGAAAGAAGGACAAGAAUUAUUCAAUAAAAAAGGUCGCGCUCAAGAGAAUCGUCGCCAACAUGACCAUGAGCAAUAACGACAUGGUGGCCUUGUUUCCUGAUAUAAUAGCUUGCAUGCACAUCCCGAGUCUGGAGAUCAAGAAGAUGUGCUUUUUGUAUCUCGUCAACUAUGCACGAGUACGGCCGGAAAUUGCAAUCAAGGCGAUUCCGGUGCUGGAAAAUGAUGUGGAAGACCAAAACCCUCUAGUGCGCGCUUUGGCACUGCGAACCAUGUCAUACAUCCACGUCAAAGAAUUUGUCGAGGCUACUGUUCCUCUUGUGAAGGACACGCUGCGAGACAACGACCCGUACGUGCGAAAAACGGCUGCGUUUUGCGUCGCCAAGCUCUACGACCACGACCGACAAAUGGUGGAACGAUCCGACCUCAUCGACAGACUCAACUCUCUGUUGCGCGAUGAUAAUCCGACAGUCGUUGCCAGCGCGCUGGCCAGCCUGAUGGACAUUUGGGAACGGAGCGACGCCAUCAAACUGACCAUCGACUACAGCAAUGCCUCAAAGAUGGUAGCAAUCCUACCCGAUUGCUCCGAAUGGGGCCAGACGUACAUCCUCGAGGCGCUGAUGCCGUAUGUGCCACAAGAGACGGGCGAAGCAGCUUUGCUGGCAGAGCGCAUUGCACCACGGUUGUCACACUCGAAUUCCUCCGUCGUACUGACGUGCAUUCGCGUGAUUCUGUAUCUGCUCAACUACAUUGCCGAUGAAAAACAAGUCACGGCACUUUGCAAGAAACUCUCGCCGCCCCUUGUCACUCUUCUUGCCAAAGGUCCUGAAGUGCAAUACUUGGCUCUACGGAACGCGUUGCUGAUCCUGCAACGACGGCCCGAGGUGUUGAAGAAUGACAUUCGAGUGUUUUUUUGCAAAUACAACGACCCCAUAUACGUCAAAGUCACGAAGCUAGAGCUCAUUUUCAUGCUUGCGAGCGAGAAGAACAUUGACGAGGUACUGACCGAGCUGCGGGAAUAUGCCACCGAGAUUGACGUGCAUUUUGUUCGCAAGGCAGUCCGUGCCAUCGGGAAGCUCGCGAUCAAGAUUGAACCUGCCGCCCGGCGCUGCAUCGACCUUCUUCUGGAACUUGUCUCCACCAAGAUCACAUACAUUGUUCAGGAGGCAACGGUGGUGAUCAAGAAUAUCUUCAGGAGAUAUCCCAAUCAAUACGAGUCCAUCAUAGGUACACUAUGUGAGCACCUUGACUCGCUAGACGAACCCGAGGCCAAGGCCGCAAUGGUCUGGGUAAUUGGACAAUACGCAGAUCGCAUCGAAAACAGCGAUGCCCUGCUGGAAGACUUUCUUUACUCGUUUGCCGAGGAGCCCGUGGAGGUUCAACUGGCCCUCCUGACGGCCACUGUCAAGCUCUUUAUUCAGCGGCCGACGAGAGCGCAGGAACUGGUGCCGAAGGUCCUCAAAUGGGCGACGGAGGAGACGGACAACCCCGACCUGCGAGACCGAGCCUACAUGUACUGGCGGCUGUUGUCGACGGACAUGAAGGCAGCCAAAACGAUUGUGAUGGGGGAAAAGCCACCGAUUACUGCCGAAUCCGAGAGGCUAGAAGCGUCGACGUUGGAGGAGAUGUGUCUCAACGUGGGCACUCUAGCCACGAUAUACCUCAAGCCGGUGCAGACGGUAUUCCGUUCCGCCCGGCCGCGCAAACUUCAGGAUUCGCCAGCCUUGCAGAAGCAGAAUCUGCCGGUUGACGGCGACAGCCAGAAGAGCUUGAGCAUGUUUGGGCACGGCGGGCAACCAAGCAACAUGGACUUGAGGAGCCGGAGCGCCCUUGCGCCCGACGGAGAAGGCAAUAUCUCGCAGGCAGCCAACGAUGCAGAUGCCUACUUUUCGAGCAUCGGCGCACAGCAGAUGGCUGCGAUGCAACUAGAUCAAGGGGAGGACCUUUUUGGCGGUGGCGGAGGUCACGCGACGGGCUAUGUCGUGAGUGCUCAUGCACCACAAGCCGUUUUGCAGCCAGCGCAAGGGGGGGGGAGUAACGGCGAUUUGUUGAUGCUGUAA
Messenger RNA from Ustilaginoidea virens, 2358 nucleotides. RefSeq lists its product as uncharacterized. Gene Ontology annotation, cellular component: membrane coat. The record is from RefSeq and is a predicted model, not a curated record. Lineage: Eukaryota; Fungi; Ascomycota; Sordariomycetes; Hypocreales; Clavicipitaceae. Gene Ontology annotation, biological process: intracellular protein transport; vesicle-mediated transport. Gene Ontology annotation, molecular function: clathrin binding. The transcript is spliced from 7 exons. Bases 1 to 2358 code for a protein of 785 amino acids.